Messenger RNA from Drosophila miranda, 1318 nucleotides. RefSeq lists its product as uncharacterized. Bases 454 to 1284 code for a protein of 276 amino acids. The record is from RefSeq and is a predicted model, not a curated record. The transcript is spliced from 2 exons. Lineage: Eukaryota; Metazoa; Arthropoda; Insecta; Diptera; Drosophilidae.
ACCCCCCAGCCAAUGACGAACCGGCCAGAACAACAGAGACGGCGCACGGUACUGUCGCCCCCGGCAGAGCCUUCCCGCGGCGAUACAUGCCCAGAGGCCGACCGAGCCCAGCGAUAAGCGCUGGCCCUACACCCGGCCCAUCGGCGCCCGAAAUCCGAUCGGAGCCCGCGUGCGACGCAUAGAUGCGCUGCCCGUAAAACGGAAGUUACAAAGGGAAAAGACGACGAAAAUGAAAUAUCAAAAAAAAAAAAUUAAAUAAAACAAAGAAAGAACGAAAAAAAAUAUAUAAAUGUCAAUUCGGCAGAUUCAUGCAUUACACUCAUUACACACAUUCAUAAACCCAUGCCCCAAACGUCCAUAAUCGUCCCACGGAUCCAUUUACCAUAGCUUAGAUUACAGAAUUGCAGGCCCGCUGACGCCGGCUCCCGUGAGUCGCGCUGUCAGCGGAGGGAAAUGCAUGACGUUAGAAAUACAAGAAAUAAGUCAGAUUCCGAACGCCGAGCGAGCAAGGCGAUUUUGAUAAAACCCUACUAUACAAGAACCAAAACAAUACACUCUCCCCCUCCCCGAACUCUACGCACCGAAGAACCAGCCAUGAACGCCACCGAGAACACCCCAGCUAAGGCGCACCAGAGAGCCGCUGCAUCAGCAGAGUCACCCGAAGUCGUAGACCUCACGAAUUUCUCCGACGCCGAGGAACCGGAGUCCGCUGCCAAGGCGGACGAGGAAGCCGCCCCGAAGCCAGGAGUAGCCGAAGAACCCCACACCUCCGAUGGGGACAUGUACGCAGAUAUGGAGCUAGACGCCGACGAGGCAGGGGCAGCCGACCACGAGGGUCCCCGAGACAGCCCCCCGCUGUUCUCCCGCCGACCAUCCGGGUUCCGUCGAGAGAACCUGUGGUCGCCGCCGCCGUAUAAACGACGAGCCGCGCCCUGCUCCCCGGAGCCAACGUCACCGUCAUUCGAAGAGGAGUUCGAAGAUGCCGGUUCUAGCCAGCACAGCUUCCCGGAACCAGAGACGCCAUCAUACGCGCCGAUGUUCGAACAGGAGUUUGAAGAUGCAGGUUAUCACCAGCGCCGCGAUCCCCGAACCGGCCGUGGCAUUUACCGCCCCGAGAGGGGGCUGGAGCGUUACACACCGAAACCAUACAACGCGUACUACGACGACGGGGAGAGCGAAGAGGAGGAACCCUACGGUCGGCAAUUCAUAGCCGAACAGAGACCUUUCACCACACGAUCACGCCAUGGGGGUUACGCGUCACGUGUAACCACCAGAUGUCCGUAGACGUCUUUGUCCCUCCCGGCCGGAAUGUCAACGC